Paramecium octaurelia is the source of this 969-nucleotide messenger RNA. NCBI's taxonomy places the organism in Eukaryota, Ciliophora, Oligohymenophorea, Peniculida, Parameciidae. The record is from the annotation of a GenBank genome assembly.
AUGAAGAUAAAUACCUUUGCAUAAAGUGUUUAAUGGAGAAAAUUGAUAUUUAGAAUAUGGUUUUGGUAGAAGAAACUAAAACAUGAUCAAAUAAAUGAAAAGUGAGUAAUUGAACAAUAAAAUCAAAGAAUAUCAAAGUAGAAUUCAAAACUUUAAAUAAAUCAAAUCAUAAGUAAAAGAAUGAAAGUGUCUAUUAAUAUUACCAUAGACAAACUAUAAUCUAAUUUAAAUUAGAAAGUAACUGAAUUGGAAAUGAAUUAGAUGAUUAAGAAUCAAAAUCCACAAUUUUAACUUUUGAUGAAGAUGUAAGGAUUUUAUCAAAGGAUUACAAAGGAUCAUUCAAUUUUGAAAUUCCUAAACAAUUAGAGAAAUCUCUUGAUGAUAAUUCUUAUAUUGAUUCAAUAUUAAAUUAGUUAUAAUCAAUAAUUAAUUGUCCUAAAUUAAUUGAAAUCAAAGAAUGUUUAGAAAAAACAAAAGUAGAAAAUGAGAAUACAGAUAUAAAGUAAUUNAAUCAAUUUUAAGAAUUAAUUAAGACAGAGCUAGUAUCUAAUUUUAAUUUUUUUGCUAUUCUAUUAUUAUUGCCCACAUUAAGUGAAUAUUUGUUCAGACAGCAAAAUCUUUGAAUUUAAUUAAUUUUAAAUUAUUAAAGGUUGUAACCCUACAAGCAUUAUAAUCAUAAACUUAGGAAAUUUUAUAAAAGUGGAGAUUAUGAAUAUGUUAUGCUAUAAAGCUUUGAAUGAAGAACUUUAGGCUUUUGGUGGUCUAUUUCCAUUUUAUAAUCAAGUGUUUAAUAUCGCCCUAUUAAUUAACCUUACUCAUAUUCAAAACAAUCCUAAAUGUUGCUUGACAAUCCAAAAAAUUCAAAUUUGGAUUUUUCCUUUAGAUGAAGUAACUGAAAUAACAACUUUAAACCAAUCUAAACUUAUUUCAGCAUUCGAUAUUAAAAAAAUCAACUCUUUGAAUUACUGA